Molecule: messenger RNA, 1257 nt
Organism: Aspergillus luchuensis
Lineage: Eukaryota; Fungi; Ascomycota; Eurotiomycetes; Eurotiales; Aspergillaceae
Product: metalloendopeptidase WSS1
Exons: 2
Coding region: 1-1257 (418 amino acids)
Source: RefSeq, a predicted model, not a curated record
AUGCGCGAAAUAGACCCACUCAUUUUUGAAUACCAGCAUGAAAAGCAACGACCGCGGGAAUCGGAGGCGUUAUUGAUUCUCCGGAAGGUCGCUUCCCUGGUAAAACCCAUCAUGCGACGACGAGACUGGAAAGUCGGUACGCUAUGUGAAUUCUAUCCCCAUCAGCGGAACCUGCUUGGGUUGAAUGUCAAUGCGGGCCAGAAGAUUUGUCUACGGCUGCGGUAUCCUUCUGAUCAGCGCCAGUUCUUACCUAUCGAGCAGGUAGUGGAUACGAUGCUUCAUGAGCUAUGUCAUAUAGUGCAUGGACCGCAUAACCAGCAGUUUCAUGCACUUUGGAACCAGCUACGGGAUGAGCAUGAAGAGCUUGUCAUGAAAGGCUACACGGGAGAAGGGUUCCUUUCUGAAGGACGACGGUUAGGAGGGCGGAAAAUGCCUGUCGAUGAAGCACGCCGUGUAGCCAGAGCAGCUGCGGAACAGAGACGGUCUCUAUCUGCUGGAUCUGGACGACGACUUGGGGGUGCGCCUGUCCUGCGCGGAACUGACAUGCGCCGAGUCAUUGCAGAUGCUGCACAGAGGCGCAUAGAAGUGACGAAUGGUUGUGCCUCAGGCGCUGACAACAGUGCCGAACUUGCAGAGGAAGCCUCUAGGAAUGGCUUCCGAACGAAGGCGGAGGAAGACGAUGCCAAUGAGCGAGCUAUCAUGGAAGCGUAUAUUGAUCUGAUUGAACAGGAAGAGCGUGAGAGAUAUGGCCCUUCCUACAUUCCGCCGAGUCAUGAUAAUCCCGCUGGUCCGCGGACAACGCUGUCUCCGCCCCCUGUUCCGGAGAACAGCAGGCCGAGGGGGCCCUCGCAGCCUGCAGAGACUAUUGACCUUGUCUCAGAUGAUAAGCUGUAUGAUAAGCCGUGGUCAUGUCCGACGUGCACGCUCGAAAAUCCAGCGAACUUUCUUUGCUGUGAUGCGUGUGCAUCAGAACGUCCGCGACCAACGACCACCAGGUCUGUUUCGGGCCCUCCUACUGCUACAGCCAGUUCGAGUCAGACAAAACCAGCAGCAGUGAAAAAGAACAAGAGGUCCAUGAGUCCGUCGAGCAGGUACACGGGGUUCAAAAACCGGACUCGUGCUGUGGAAUCAUUAGCUGCCCUCGAGCGGGACGCCAACAAGCGUCCUCUCGGAUGGUUAUGUGAUAGCUGUGGAGCCUUCAUGGAAACCGAAUGGUGGACUUGUUCAAAUUGUGGCUUGAUGAAGCGCGCAUCAUGA